AUGCUGGAGGCAUGGCAAAAGGGGGAGCCGCCGUACAAUAUUUUUAUCUCUCAGCAAGGUUUCCUGUUUGCAAUCCUCACGCUUACGGGGGACGUCGGCCAGGGGGACAUCGGCCAGGGGGACAUGGGCCGCCAGCGGCUCAUCCCACCAGUAAUGGCCGAGGGCAGCCGGGAUGGGGUCCUGGCUGAGGGGGAGCCAGGGGACACCCCUGACAGUACCCAGGAUACAGCCAGUCCUGCGGGGAUUGCAGGGAGCGAGGGGCUGGCGGCUGCCCUCAGCCCAGGCAACGUGGAGGACCUGUACGAGCUGCUGGAGAAGCUGGGCAGCGGGCACUUUGGUGUGGUGAAGCGAUGCCAGGAGCGCAGCACCGGCACCUUCUAUGCCGCAAAAUUUGUGAAGACGCGGCGAUGCCGGGGCAGUCGCCUGGGGCUGGAGCGGGCGCAGGUGGAGCGGGAGGUCACCAUCCUCCGUCAGCUCGACCACCCCAACAUCAUGCGGCUUCACGACCUCUUCGUCAGCAAAGCCGAGAUGGUGCUCAUCCUGGAGCUGAUCAGCGGCGGGGAGCUCUUUGACUUCAUUGCGGAGAAGGAGAUGCUGUCAGAGGAGGAGGCCAUCGAGUUCCUGGUACAGAUCCUGCGUGGGGUGGAGUACCUGCACGCCCACCACAUCGCCCACUUUGACCUCAAGCCCGAGAACAUCAUGCUGCAGGAGAAGCAUGUCCCCAAGCCCUGGAUCAAGAUCAUUGAUUUUGGGCUGGCCCAGCACCUGGAGGAUGGCGUCACCUUCAAGAGCCUCUGCGGGACCCCACAGUACAUCGCUCCCGAAGUGAUCAACUAUGAGCCGCUGAGCUCUGCAACCGACAUGUGGAGCAUUGGGGUCAUCACCUACAUCCUGCUCAGCGGCUUGUCCCCCUUCCAGGGUGAGACGGACGCCGAGACCCUCUCCAACGUUGUAGCUGGCACCUAUGAGUUCGAGGAGCGCUGCUUCAGCCAGACCUCCGAGAUGGCCAAGGACUUCAUCCGGCAGCUGCUGGUGAAGGAGCCAGGGCACCGCAUGACGGCGGCUGAGUGCCUGGUCCAUCCCUGGAUCAAGCCCCUGAGCCGGAAGCAGGUGGCAAACCGGAGCCGUUCUUCCAUCAACAUGAAAAACUUCCGCAAGUUCAAUGCUCGGAGGAAGUGGAAGCUCUCCUACAACAUGGUGUCCGCCUGUAACCGGCUCUGCCGCACGCGGCUGCUCUGUGGCCUGAGGAAGGAGGACGAGGAGCUGCGCCACUGCGAGAGUGACCAGGAGGAGGAGGGCAGCCACCCUGUCACACUGCUGCGCCAGCGGAGAAGCAGCUGCUCCUGA
Haliaeetus leucocephalus (bald eagle) is the source of this 1347-nucleotide messenger RNA. Its product is annotated as death-associated protein kinase 2-like. The coding region runs from base 1 to 1347 and encodes 448 amino acids. The record is from RefSeq and is a predicted model, not a curated record. The transcript has 14 exons. Gene Ontology annotation, biological process: intracellular signal transduction; positive regulation of apoptotic process; protein phosphorylation. Lineage: Eukaryota; Metazoa; Chordata; Aves; Accipitriformes; Accipitridae. Gene Ontology annotation, molecular function: ATP binding; protein serine/threonine kinase activity. Gene Ontology annotation, cellular component: nucleus; cytoplasm.